AGUCAUACAGGACAUAGCUAUUAAGCAGGCAAGGACUACUUAAAUUCAAGACUGUCAUAUUUAUACCAGAAAACUUUUGCCAUUGAACAGUAGAAUUUGUGUUAGGCAGUUUCUUAAACGUGCGAACAUGGGAUUAAAUAUUCACAUUUUGUAUGGAGCUGAAAAAUGUUUCGGAAUCCAAGGCUGUCUAUCAACAGCAUCCAGAGACUCAAUGGCCUACACUUUAAGUCCUAUGCCUGGUGGACCCAUUGGAACACAGUACUGUGUGACAAAGGUAGAGCUGUCUGUAAGUGGAGAGAAUCUGCUUGACAGAGAUGUCACAUCUAAAUCUGAUCCAUUCUGUGUUUUGUUCCUGGAACUGAAUGGCAAAUGGGUUGAGAUUGGAAGAACAGAAACUGCAAUCAAUAACCUAAACCCAGUUUUUGGUAGAAAAUUUGUAAUUGAUUACCAUUUCGAAGAAAUCCAAAAACUAAAGUUUGCACUCUUUGACCAAGACAAGUCAAGCUCCCAGCUGUAUGAGCAUGAUUUUCUGGGAGAGUUCACAUGUACUCUGGGGGUGGUUGUUUCCAGUAAGAAGCUGACAAGACCACUAGUUCUUGGAAAUGGGAAACCUGCAGGAAAAGGAACUAUCACAAUAACAGCGCAGGAACUUUCUGAUAACAGAGUAAUAAGCCUUACCAUGAUGGGAAGAAAACUUGAUAAAAAGGAUUUCUUUGGAAAAUCAGAUCCAUAUUUAGAGUUUCACAAACAAGGUGACGAUGGCAAAUGGAUGCUUGUACACAGAACUGAGGUCAUAAAGAAUACUUUGGAUCCUGUGUGGAAACCAUUCAGCAUGCCUCUUGUCUCACUCUGUGAUGGAGAUGUGGAGAAACCAGUUAAGAUUAUGUGUUAUGACUAUGAUAAUGAUGGAGGUCAUGAUUUCAUUGGGGAGUUUCAGACAACUGUGGCAAAGAUGUGUGAAGCACAAAAUGCCAUUGAGUUAGAGUUUGAGUGCCUUAAUCCAAAGAAGCAAAAGAAAAAGAAAAGCUACAGGAACUCUGGAAUUAUCAUUGUGAAAUCUUGUUGGAUUUCAAGAGACUACUCUUUUCUGGAUUAUAUCCUUGGUGGUUGUCAACUCAUGUUUACUGUGGGCAUAGAUUUUACAGCAUCUAACGGAAAUCCUCGAGAUCCAACUUCAUUGCAUUAUAUCAAUCCCAUGGGAACAAAUGAAUAUCUGGCAGCUAUCUGGGCAGUGGGACAGAUCAUUCAAGAUUAUGACACAGACAAAAUGUUUCCAGCAUUAGGAUUUGGAGCACAGCUUCCACCAGAUUGGAAGGUAAAAAUGUUUUUAUCACAUGAAUUUGAAAUCAACUUUAACCCAACAAACCCCUUUUGUUCAGGUGUUGAAGGAAUCGUCAAGGCAUAUUCCUUCCUUGCCCUUCCUCAUGACUGGUUUUAUGGGGCAACAAACUUCUCUCCUAUAAUUAACCAUGUUGCUCGAUUUGCAUCGCAGGCAAGUGCAACAGGAGAGGUGGCAGCUCAAUAUUUUAUACUCCUUAUCAUCACGGAUGGUGUCAUCAGUGAUAUGGAUGAGACACGCCAUGCCAUUGUCCAGGCUUCUAAACUUCCAAUGUCCGUCAUUAUUGUUGGAGUAGGAAAUGCAGAUUUUGCUGCUAUGGAGUUCCUGGAUGGUGAUAACCGAAUCCUUCGGUCCUAUACAGGAGAAGAGGCUGCCCGUGAUAUUGUGCAGUUUGUUCCAUUUCGGGAGUUCAGAAAUGCACCUAAAGAAACGCUAGCAAAAUCUGUCCUGGCAGAAUUGCCCCAGCAAGUGACACAGUACUUCAAGCAGCGAAACUUGGCACCAAUCAACUCAGAGCCGGCUUAGUGCCCCCAGCAAACCAGCCGGCCUGCAUGUUGCCAAAACCCAAUCACUGUUUACAAGGAAGAAACUGCAUGGAAGUAUUUUUUAUUCACUACAUCUGACUUUUUAAAAUGAAAUCUUAAUGAACUUCUUUUAAGAAGCAGUGUCUGCCUACUUAAAAUAAUACAACAAAACACUAAGUUAAGAGAAGCCUUUUGGAUUGAUCCUCUGGGAGUAAAACAUUGAAUGUUCCUUUGUACUAAUGUUCUGUAAGAUUUUGAUAUUUUUUUUUAAACUUAGUUUAAAUGUUUCAACACAAUUUAAAUAUAUAUAAUAUAUAUAUAUGUAGUCAUGUAGGAUUGUCGCGUUAGUGACGGUGACACACAAAAAUGUUCCUUUUGUCAAGUUACAUGUCAGCUAUUUUAUACUGUUAACUUGUUUUUUUUUUGUUAUACUCAGGAUUAUCUGUCAAUAAAACCAGCUUUUAAAACAAUAUCACCAUCAGACAAACUGCA
This is a messenger RNA of Erpetoichthys calabaricus (reedfish), 2355 nucleotides long. RefSeq names its product copine II (gene cpne2). The record is from RefSeq and is a predicted model, not a curated record. Gene Ontology annotation, molecular function: calcium-dependent phospholipid binding. Gene Ontology annotation, cellular component: plasma membrane. Gene Ontology annotation, biological process: cellular response to calcium ion. Lineage: Eukaryota; Metazoa; Chordata; Cladistia; Polypteriformes; Polypteridae.